Lampris incognitus (smalleye Pacific opah) is the source of this 770-nucleotide messenger RNA. It is a transcript of the gene spp2, whose product is annotated as secreted phosphoprotein 2. Bases 99 to 692 code for a protein of 197 amino acids. Gene Ontology annotation, cellular component: extracellular region. Lineage: Eukaryota; Metazoa; Chordata; Actinopteri; Lampriformes; Lampridae. The transcript is spliced from 6 exons. Gene Ontology annotation, biological process: bone remodeling. The record is from RefSeq and is a predicted model, not a curated record.
GUGGGGGCAGACGAGGGAGGGCUACAGGUAAAAAGCUGAAACUAGUCAGACCGUGUGUGAAUUAAGAUCUGUGGUGCUUCUAUUUGGUGCUAGUCAGGAUGAAGUGGUGCGUCCUCCUCUUGGCCUUGCUGCAGUCUCUGGGCUGCUCAGGCUUCCCUUUGCCCAACUCCGAGCUGGCCUCUAUGUCAAACAGGGGUCUGGUGGUGGCUUUGGCAGAGGUCAACUCCAUUUACGCCGUCAGCCGUCUUUACCAAGUGACUCGCGGCUCCGUCACACGGGUCAUCCCUCUAGGUCAGGACACCUACGACCUGCUGAUGACCUUUGGCAUUAAGGAGACGGUGUGUCUGAAGAGCUCCGGAGAAGACCCCCAGAAAUGUGCCAUUCGACCGGGCUUCUUUGUGUCGUCGCCCGCGUGCUCCAGCCGCGUGCGUGUGUCGGCCCAGUCCGCCCUCGUGGUGUCCCUCAAAUGCGGCCAUGACAGCAGCUCCAGCGAGGAGUCCAGCGAGGAGAUAAUGUCUAGAGGGAGGCAGCAGUUCAUCAUCCCCCUAACUGUGAACAGAGACCCUGCUCCUUCUCGCCCCGAUACUGUGGUGGACCUGGCCUCUCCCCCGUCCGAACCCAGUCGCUCCAGCCAAAGACAGUCGGUGGGGAUCCGCUUCAGAGGAGACAGCUUCAACAACUAUCUAGAAUGAGGCCUUUGGACAACCUGAAGGACAGGGUGCAUUUAGGUCCACGAACUAAACUUGAAUAAAGGAGAGAGAAAAAAACAA